Phytophthora infestans T30-4 is the source of this 744-nucleotide messenger RNA. Its product is annotated as isoamyl acetate-hydrolyzing esterase 1, putative. The coding region runs from base 1 to 744 and encodes 247 amino acids. The record is from RefSeq and is a predicted model, not a curated record. Lineage: Eukaryota; Oomycota; Peronosporomycetes; Peronosporales; Peronosporaceae. The transcript has 2 exons.
AUGAGCACCUCCGACGCCAGCAACGCUGCUGUUACGCGGCCAGCACGACGACCGGUUAUCUACCUCACGGGUGACUCGCUGACGGAGCGGGGAACUGACCCCAACAAUGCCGGUUGGAUUGCGCUGAUGCAGGAUCGCUACAACCGAUCGGCCGAUAUCGUUCCACGCGGACUGUCAGGUUACAACACCAAGUGGUUCAUUGAGUCGGCCUUACCUGCGCUUGAGCGUGAGCUAUCCGGUGAGGUGCGGUCGCCGUGUCUGAUCACGUUGUGGCUGGGUGCCAACGACGCUGCACUUCCGGACGGUACCGCAGCUCGCCAGCACGUCCCGCUUGCAACAUACAAGGAGAACUUGACUACAAUCGUUCGCAGCUUCCAGGCUAAAGCUCCUCGGGCUCACAUUCUACUGAUCACCCCGCCGCACGUGGACGACGCCGUCCGCAAAUCGCGCUCGCCAAUCGGCUGCGCUGAACGCACGAACGCCGCAGCAGGUGAAUACGCGCAAGCGUGUGUAGAGACUGCUGGAGAGAUUGGCGUAAGUGCGUUGGAUUUACACUCGUUCUUCAACUCAAUGUCGGAGAGUGAACGCGCGGCGUGCUUGGACGACGGACUGCAUUUCACCGCUAAAGGCAACCGGUUGGUGGACGAACAACUGCAAAAGAAGAUCAAUAAGGCAUUCCCCAGCUUGGCGAAGCAGCUUAAAGUCUGGCAGCUUCCCAACUUCCGCAUCUGGUUGGAUGUGUAG